This is a messenger RNA of Phytophthora nicotianae INRA-310, 384 nucleotides long. RefSeq lists its product as hypothetical. The transcript has a single exon. The coding region runs from base 1 to 384 and encodes 127 amino acids. The record is from RefSeq and is a predicted model, not a curated record. NCBI's taxonomy places the organism in Eukaryota, Oomycota, Peronosporomycetes, Peronosporales, Peronosporaceae.
AUGUCAUCGCAGACUUCCACGAAGAAAAGGUGUGCGCUUAGUGAAUGCGAGAGAGAUAGAGUGGCCGUAGAGCUGUUAAAGCGGUCGGUUGAAGGCGUUCCGCGCGCGGGCGCCAUCAAGGAGGUUGCGACCAAGUUUGGCGUCGAUCGCAAGACAGUGUCAAGAUUGUGGAAGCACGCAGAGGAGGAACAAGACAAGUCAGAUAUGAUACGCUCUCCCUCGCAGCGUAACCAGCGCGGAUGUCCCAAGAAGGAUCUCACUGCAAAAUUAGAUAGGCUGUGCAGCGCCCCGUUGGCGCAACGAAGCACCCUGCGGUCGCAUCGGCGGUGUCUGGUGUGGAACGAGCCAAACGUCAUCGACGUGUACAAGGAGACCGGCUUUUGA